This is a messenger RNA of Erinaceus europaeus (western European hedgehog), 3097 nucleotides long. It is a transcript of the gene HOXC12, whose product is annotated as homeobox C12. Bases 16 to 852 code for a protein of 278 amino acids. The record is from RefSeq and is a predicted model, not a curated record. NCBI's taxonomy places the organism in Eukaryota, Metazoa, Chordata, Mammalia, Eulipotyphla, Erinaceidae. Gene Ontology annotation, molecular function: sequence-specific double-stranded DNA binding; DNA-binding transcription factor activity, RNA polymerase II-specific. Gene Ontology annotation, biological process: regulation of DNA-templated transcription. The transcript has 2 exons.
UCGGGCCUCGCGGAAAUGGGCGAGCAUAAUCUCCUGAACCCCGGGUUUGUGGGGCCGCUGGUGAACAUCCACACGGGGGACACCUUCUACUUCCCCAACUUCCGCGCGUCGGGGGCGCAGCUGCCCGGGCUGCCGUCGCUGUCCUACCCGCGCCGCGACAACGUGUGCUCGCUGCCCUGGCCGUCGGCGGAGCCGUGCAAUGGCUAUGCGCAGCCCUACCUGGGCGGCCCGGUGCCGCUCAGCCCCCCGUUCGGCCGCACCUGCGAGCUGGCGCGCGUGGAGGACGCCAAGGGCUACUACCGCGAGCCGUGCGCCGAGGCGGCCGGGGGGCUGAAGCGCGAGGAGCGCGGCCGCGAGGGGGCCCCGGGCGCGGGCUCCGGGGCCGCGCUGCUGCCGCUCGAGCCGUCGGGGCCGCCCGCGCUCGGCUUCAAGUACGACUACGCGGCGGGCGGCGAGGGGGGCGCGGGGCCGGCGCACGACCCGCCCUCCUGCCAGUCUCUCGAGUCCGACUCCAGCUCGUCGCUGCUCAACGAGGGAAACAAGGGCGCCGGCGCGGGGGACCCUGGCGGCCUGGUGUCGCCUCUCAACCCUGGCGGCGCGCUCCCGGCCAGCGGCGCGCCCUGGUACCCGAUCCACAGCCGCUCGCGGAAGAAGCGCAAACCUUACUCCAAGCUGCAGUUGGCGGAGCUGGAGGGCGAGUUUCUGGUGAAUGAGUUCAUCACACGGCAGCGCCGGAGGGAACUCUCAGACCGCUUGAAUCUUAGUGACCAGCAGGUCAAGAUUUGGUUUCAGAACCGGAGGAUGAAAAAGAAAAGACUUUUGUUGAGGGAGCAAGCUCUCUCCUUCUUUUAGGAGACAAGACCAGGGCACCAGUCCCAGACUGAGCCUGUCUCUGGCAGAAAGCAAGGGGGGCCCUGCCUGGGACACAGGCCCAGCUUAGAAUGCUGCCCGCCCUCCCUGUCCGGCAGGCCCUCCCUGGAUGUCCUCUUGUCUGUUUUGUCUGUGGUUCCCUUCCACACACCCAUUGCAGGCCCUGCCAGGUCCCAGAGAGAAAGGAAGAGCCCAUCCUGGGAGAGAGGAAAGCCCACAGUUCAGGUGGGGAUAAGGGGCAGGGAGCAGAGAGUGCUGAGAGGCUGGGAAGCUGUGGGUUUUAGGUGGGAGGAGGCCUAGGCCUGUGACAGCAUCUAGAGGGGAUACCACCUAAGGUGGAGCCCCUCCUGUCACUUUCCUUCCAAGAUCUGAAGUCUGUCUGUCUCCAAAAGAGUGAGAGGUGAGAGUGGAGGCCAUGGGACAGGGCUCCCCAGAUGGUAAGAAGCUGAGACAGUGAAGGAGGUGGGGGUGGUUAGGAGCAUGUGUGAUUUGGGAGAAUGCAUUUUGGCCAAGUCCCCUGGGCGCUGAGUUCUAGGGAACUCAGAAUGGGCAGAGGAAUGGAUGUUGGGCCAACCAGGCUGAUGACAAGGUGGUCUUUAGCCUUCUGGUCCCCAGUUCUCCCCCAAUUCCCCUGUGCACCCAUAUCCAUAUAGGUGUGCUGCCAUCACUCCUUCCGCCUCUAGGCAGCUGCUGGCAGGGAACCCCCACCCCCACCCCCACCCCAGAGCUGAGUGGAGACAGCCUACUAUUCAGUAUGCACUCCAGGCACCCCCACCUGGCCCUACCUGGAAGCUCUAGGGUCUGUGAAAGGAGUUUCAGAAUGUGAAACUGGCCUAGAGAGUUUCUGGCAGCUGCUGCAGUGGCUGCUGAUUCUCCCUUCCCCUCUGGCGUUCAUGGUCAUGGCUGGAGGCUGUACUGAUGUAAUUUAUGGGAAUUCACCUCUGAAGGGGCUUCUGGCCUCAGAGGCUCCCCACACAGCCUAGGUUUCCCAGGCUGGUGACAAUGAAGGAGGGGGAUGCUGCAGCCCCCCCAUCUUACUCCUUUCUUUCUUUUACUCACACCCCCAAUCCACAACCCCCCCCCCAAUAUCUCCUUUUGUUUUGAGAUCCUCUGCCUCCCAAGCUGGUGAGCCACUGAGUUAGAGGACCAGAGUAGAGGGAGGCUCUCAGCCCCAGAACCCGGUGAAGAGCAGAGAGUGGCUGCUCCAUCCCAGGGCCUUUGAUUCCUGGUUCUCUUGGAAAGUAGUAGCCCCAACCCACAGAUAGACCACCAGGCUGCCUCAGGAGCCACCUUCCUUCACUCCCCUUUCUUCUAUCCCCUCCAGUCUCCCAUCUGCUGGCCCACCCUGGCCCUGGCCCUGGCUGGGGGCUAGAAGACAAGAAGUAGGGUGCUGAUGGGAGUGAAGACUAAUCUGGACAGUGUAGAGCUGGCCUGUUGGUGGCUUGGAGUUGGAGUUGUUCUCACCUGGGGAGCAUCUCCCCUAGCAUACCCUCCAGAAACAGUCUCUAACUCACCCACUCCAGCACAUGCUUCAAGCCCCUGUACAGGAUUGUGCAGAGAAGGGGGGCAAACACAUAGGUGAGCCUACACAGCACUGUGCCCACUUGUUCUCCCAUUGCAGCCCACUCUCCUUUAAGCUGGCAGUCCCCCCCCCAUACAGCCCUGCAGAGUGACUGUACAAUCACACUCCCCCACUUCCCCUGGACUCCUGACACCCGACACUUCCCUAUUCACCUCAGCUUGGUAGAAACCACAAUGAUUCUAGUUGCCUGCACUCCCUUUCUUUGCCUGGUGAGCCAGAGAGGCCUCCCCCCACCACUGCCCUUUGGGGAGCCCCCCCUCUCAGCCCCUUUUGUGACUUUGGGUGCUUAAUUGGAGUUCUCCUACUCUAGCCCCCCCCACACACACACACACAGCCUGCUAGAGAAGAAAGACCAGAAAAUGCCAACAGGGGCGGAAGGGUGAGGGGACAAAGAUAUGCAAUAUUCUCUUCCUGUUGCUUUAAACUUGACUUGUGUGAACUUCUCUGUCAAUCUGUGUCCUAUUCUCUGUGUGCUGCUAGAACCCAGUGUAGUCCCUGUGGGGUGGGGGGGCACCCUCCCCAACUCUCCAGUGUGCCCUCCUGUGCAAACGUCUGUCUCUAGCACGUUCUCCCAUUGUAUAGUUCACAUACAGAGUUGCCUCAUCAUAUUAAUAUCAAUAAUAAUAUUAAACCAUGACUGGGUGA